Molecule: messenger RNA, 1518 nt
Organism: Triticum aestivum (bread wheat)
Lineage: Eukaryota; Viridiplantae; Streptophyta; Magnoliopsida; Poales; Poaceae
Product: receptor-like protein EIX2
Exons: 4
Coding region: 1-1518 (505 amino acids)
Molecular function (GO): protein binding
Source: RefSeq, a predicted model, not a curated record
AUGGAUGGUGAUUGGUGCAGUUUGGAUGAGUUGGGGCCUCUUUCCAAACUCAGAGUUCUUGAAGUAAGUGAAUUAGAGAAUGUACCCACUACCUCGUAUGCUGCUAAUGCUAUGCUCGACGAGAAGAUGCAUCUUAUCAGGCUAAUCUUGAACUGCACCAGUAAACUCGGAGAUGAUGGGUUGGUCAAAGAGAAGGAAGGUGUCUCUGAGAAAGAGCAACAACGAAUUGAGAAGGUUUUUGAUAAGCUCAGCCCUCCACCUGGUAUAGAAAUACUUGGAAUCAAGGGGAGAGAUGAGGUCCACUUGGUGGAUCUUGCAUGGUUGCCACGCCUCUCUGUGUUGACUCAUCUUGACCUGAGCUUUGUGGAUCUUAGUCCUACGAGGGAUUGGGUUCACAUGUUUAACAUGCUCCCUUCUCUUAAAGUGCCCCGCUUGGUUUUCUGUGGCCUUAGUAGUACCGUGUGUGCUAGUAAUUUACAUUCCAAGUCCAACCUCACACAUCUCGAGGUCCUUGAUAUGCCUCGUAACUACUUCUUUGGCACUUCAUUCAAGCACAACUGGAUUUGCAACCUUACAAGCCUCAAGGAGCUCUACCUCAUUGGUUGUGGCUGGAAUGGGUCCAUUCCCAAUGAACUGAGAAACAUGAAGUCCCUUCAGGUCUUAAACUUGGGUUGGAACAAUCUUGAGGGUUUGCUACCAACCAAUUUAGAAGAUCUGUGUGAUCUGAAAGUACUGAAAUUGGAUGCUAACAACAUUAAUGCAAACAUGGGUGAGUUCCUAGAUCGACUGCCAAGGUGCUCACAGAAUACAUUGCAAGAGUUGUCAUUAGCCGAAACAAAUAUGACCAGAAAUCUACCCGUUUGGAUUGGGAACAUGACAAAUCUCAGUGUUCUUCAAGCAUCUUCCAACAUGUUGACUGGCCCUCUACCCAUAGGAGUUCGAGCACUUGGUAAUUUGGAGUUUGUGGACCUCAUCUACAAUAACUUCAAUGGUAUGCUCUUGCAAAAACAUUUUGCAAGACUAUUGAAUUUAGAGUAUCUAGACUUGUCAUACAACUCUUUGAAAUUAGCUAUCAACCAAAAAUGGGUUCCUCCAUUUAGAUUGAAGUUCGCUAGUUUUCGUUCAUGCGAUCUUGGACCUCAUUUUCCAGAGUGGCUCAAAUGGCAAUCUGGCAUAGAUGUUCUUGUUCUUGGAAAUUCAAACCUGGAUGAUGUUAUUCCUGAUUGGUUCUGGGUGACAUUUUCCCAAGCUUCAUUCUUACAUGCAGCAGGAAACAAGUUGCAUGGCUCAUUACCAGAAAAUUUACAACACAUGGUAGCUGACCAUAUAUACCUUGGGUCCAACAAGCUUACAGGUCAAGUCCCAUUGCUCCCAAUAAACAUAUCCCGUUUGAACCUGUCCUCGAACUCUUUCUCAGGGUCAUUGCCAUCAAACCUCAAAGCUCCACUUUUGGAAGAGUUGUUGCUUGCAAAUAAUCAAAUUAGAGGCAUAUGCAUGUCGAGAAUUGUCUUAGCUUAG